AUUAGCUUUCUGUCUGAACUCUGGAUUCACCUCAACUUCAUGGAAAAUCAGAACAGUGUCACAGAAUUUGUUUUCAUGGGUCUGUGGGGAAAUAAGCAAAUGGAGCUACUGUUCUUUUUCUUGUUCCUGUUCUGUUACUUGGCAAUCUUAAUGGGAAACUUCACCAUCCUACUCACAAUCACCCACAGUCAUCUAAUCAAACAGCCAAUGUACUAUUUUCUCUGCCACCUUUCUAUCAUAGAUCUCUGCUACACCUCCACUGUGGUCCCCAGGCUAAUCAGGGACUUGGGGGCAGCAAGAAAAAACAUUUCCUAUAACAACUGUAUGACCCAGCUCUUCACUGCCCACUGGCUGGCAGGUGUGGAGAUCUUCAUCUUGGUGUCCAUGGCUUUUGACCGCUACGUUGCCAUCGUCAAGCCCCUGCACUACAUGGUCAUCAUGAACUGGCAGAGGUGUAACCUGUUGAUCUUCAUGGCCUGGGCUGUGGGUUUUUGGCACUCUAUUGCUCUACUGUUGGUAGUACUCAAUUUACCUUUCUGUGGUCCUAAUCAGAUCGAUCACUACAUAUGUGAUGUGAAGCCUCUGUUGAAACUGGUGUGCAAAGAC
Molecule: messenger RNA, 606 nt
Organism: Suricata suricatta (meerkat)
Lineage: Eukaryota; Metazoa; Chordata; Mammalia; Carnivora; Herpestidae
Product: olfactory receptor 4P4-like
Exons: 1
Biological process (GO): G protein-coupled receptor signaling pathway
Cellular component (GO): membrane
Molecular function (GO): olfactory receptor activity; G protein-coupled receptor activity
Source: RefSeq, a predicted model, not a curated record